Molecule: messenger RNA, 1594 nt
Organism: Pisolithus orientalis
Lineage: Eukaryota; Fungi; Basidiomycota; Agaricomycetes; Boletales; Pisolithaceae
Product: kinase-like domain-containing protein
Exons: 7
Coding region: 168-1382 (404 amino acids)
Biological process (GO): protein phosphorylation
Cellular component (GO): nucleus; cytoplasm
Molecular function (GO): ATP binding; cyclin-dependent protein serine/threonine kinase activity
Source: RefSeq, a predicted model, not a curated record
GCUCUGAGAUCUGAUCCAGUGACUCCGAUUACAGUAUGCUGGGCAAGUGGGGCUGCUGUUAGUGCCAGUGAGACGCCACCAGCCUGCCAUACCAGCUCUUUGCGAUAUCCCAACGAAGGAUUUAGAACCAAGUCAAGCCGUUCUUACACUUGCCAUCUCUGACGAAGAUGAACUACAUCCAGCUGGAGAAAUUGGGCGAGGGUACAUACGCCACGGUCUAUAAGGGUCGCUCCAGAACAACCAACGAGAUCGUCGCGUUGAAGGAAAUCCAUCUUGAUGCAGAAGAAGGAACACCAUCUACUGCUAUCCGGGAGAUUUCGCUAAUGAAGGAACUCAAGCAUGUCAAUAUCGUACGGCUCCACGACGUUAUACACACAGAAACUAAGCUCGUCCUUAUUUUCGAAUACUGCGACCAAGAUCUGAAAAAGUACAUGGAUCAACAUGGAGACAGGGGUGCACUCGAUCCGGUUACUGUGCGAAGCUUUAUGUACCAGCUUCUCAAGGGCACUUCUUUCUGUCACGAAAAUCGUGUCCUUCACCGUGAUCUCAAGCCCCAAAAUCUUCUUAUAAAUCGAAAGGGCGAACUCAAACUCGGUGACUUUGGGCUGGCCCGAGCUUUUGGGGUUCCCGUCAACACGUUCUCUAAUGAAGUUGUCACCCUGUGGUACCGAGCUCCGGACGUGCUUCUUGGGUCUAGGACAUACAGUACGUCGAUCGACGUGUGGUCCUGCGGUUGUAUAUUCGCAGAAAUGAUAUCCGGAGUACCUCUUUUCCGUGGUCGAGACAACCACGAUCAGCUACUUCAUAUCAUGCGCAUAAUCGGAACCCCAGAUGACCAUGCCUUCAGGAAGAUGGUGGCGGAUACGCCUGAUAUCACUUUCAAGCAGUUCCCAAAAUAUCCGAAGAUACCCUUUCAACAAGUCCUUCCCAAGGCGUCAACUCAAGCCAUUAAUCUACUCGAGCGUUUACUCCAAUUUGAUCCUGCCAUGCGAAUCAGCGCCACAGAGGCUUUGUCUCACCCGUACUUCACAUCUGGCAUGAGUCCCUCAUAUGGUCCAUCUCCGGCACCGGGGUCAAUGCCUCCCCCCCAAUAUAAUUUCCCCCAUCCACAUAGCCACCAUCAACAACAGUCGCAACCUCAGCAGGCCACGCAGCAACAGCAGCAGCAACAGCCUCAGCAUAUUACGACACAGUCAGCAUAUCCAUCCCACCCCCCGCCUAUGUAUAGUCAACAAGACGCGGUGCGGAUACAAGCCCAGGCGCAAGUCAUGGCUCAGGCUCAAGCGCAAGCUGUACACGCCCAUUCCCAGACCCAUAUCAAUCAGGUGCCAGCCACCUAUGGCGGGCCUGGUUAUCCAGCGCAAUACCAGCACUCGCGCUAACGGGGAGGUGUCGGAUGCUCCUUUUCCCUUACAUUUUGCUUUGCACUCGUUCAGUUCGUUGUCCUUAUGUGCGGAUCGUUGUAUUGAUAUUCGGAAGAGUGGCGAGGUGUCGCCUUGCGCUUCCCAACAUUUGAAUCCAAUGUGAUUUGUAGAGGUUUCUCCUUUAUUUAAGUAACGUGUACUUGUGAAUGGCAUGCUGGAUUUCUGUGUAG